This is a messenger RNA of Lacerta agilis (Sand lizard), 2390 nucleotides long. It is a transcript of the gene LRRC70, whose product is annotated as leucine rich repeat containing 70. Gene Ontology annotation, cellular component: plasma membrane. Lineage: Eukaryota; Metazoa; Chordata; Lepidosauria; Squamata; Lacertidae. The coding region runs from base 287 to 2197 and encodes 636 amino acids. The transcript has 2 exons. The record is from RefSeq and is a predicted model, not a curated record. Gene Ontology annotation, molecular function: protein binding.
CCGCCCCAACAGUCCUUCAGAACUGCAGAUAAAAUAACUUCCUGUCUCUCAGUUUCCUGUAUCCAUGGUAACUUUAUUUUAACCAGUCAUUGUGGAGGAGCCAGUGGGGAAGAGUAGAUGUUUCCUGUAGGAACAGUUGCAGAACCUGCAACAAAACAUAAGAAACUAGCCCGUUGUCUAGAAAGUUCUUAAACUCCAGCAUAUACGUGUACUAAUAAUUUUACUGUGCUACAGAAGAAGAAAUUUUAGCUGAUAAAAUGAGCAUCACAUUCUAGCACAAUCAAAGAUGACGGGGAAACUCAAAGUCUGGGAUAUGUGUCAACUUCAGCCCUUUGAGUUGUUUUGGAAUUUUCUUCCUUGUUUACUUCUGUUGCUGAUCCAGGAUAUACUUUGCUGUCCAUCUGUUUGCCAGCAGUGUAGAGGCAGACAAGCUGACUGCCGUGAUUCAGGUCUUUCCAUUGUUCCAAAGAAUUUCCCACAACAUACCAUCUUUGUAUAUUUAAGUGGGAAUAACAUAUCACACCUAAAUCCAAAUGAACUGAAAGGCCUCCGGCAACUCGCUGUGCUACACUUGGAUAAUUCUAGUAUUUUAUAUGUGUACCCAAAAGCAUUUUCUGAAUUUAAGAAAUUGUGGUACCUACAUCUGAAUAAUAAUCAAAUAAAACACUUGGAUCCUGGAACAUUUGAAGGACUUUCAAAUCUUCGCUCUUUAUACCUGCAGAAUAAUGAAAUAGCCUUUGUUCGCAAGGGAUUAUUUAGUGAUCUUGCUUCAGUUCAAUACCUGAUGCUGCAAAGUAAUCGCCUCAGCAUUGUUGGCAGUGGCAUUUUUGUCGGCAUGAUUAGUCUUCGGAUUCUUAACCUAGCGAACAAUAAGAUUUCGUGGAUAUCACACUCGGCAUUUCGUCACCUUGACAACCUUACAUGCUUGUACCUUGGCGGUAACAAUUUAACACAGGUGCCAUCAAACGCAUUUGCUGCACUGAGCAAUCUUGAAAGACUUUCAUUGUCACAUAACCCGAUUGGCUCAGUACCUCCCUUUGCAUUCAGAGGACUUGACAAGCUUCAACAUCUAUCUCUAAAAUGUGCCAAAAUAAAAGCUAUCCAUGUGAAUGGCUUUACAGGCCUAAAUAAUCUUAAAAAGCUACUUUUGAGCAAUAAUGAUUUGCAAAACAUCAAUUCCAGUACCUUUGCAUUGUUGGAGGAGUUAAUGUUUCUGCAACUCGAUAGAAACAACAUAAUCAAUAUUGCAGAUAAUACAUUUGAAAAAAUGGGAUCCUCUUUGAAGAUACUGAAUCUAGCAUUUAAUAAUCUUACAGACUUGCAUUCUAAAGUGCUUAAGCCUUUGGUCUCUUUAACUCACUUACAGGCAAAUCACAACCCUUGGAAUUGUAGCUGCAGAUUACUUCGGCUAAUUAACUGGCUAACAUCUUCUUCCAUCUCUAUUAAAAUUCAUUGCCAAAAUCCUUCCUAUUUGCACGGAAGGCACUUGAAUUAUGCCAACUGGGGUUUGGUUGCAAACUGUUUCAACACUACCACAGGACCUGGAAUAUUCUGGAACGUAAAGCCAGCAGGUAUCCAUCAAAGUACCACUACUUUAUUGAUGAGAUCGGAUAACCCCCCUUCAAGCAGUGCUGUUUAUGAAUAUUCAAAGGAUGUGGAAGCAAAUACAGUUACAUUAUGGGCAGAAGUACCGACCUCAUCAGCUGCUCAAAAUCUGGAUGGAACCUAUUCCAGUAGGAAGCUGAGACAGGAAGCUAUAGUGUUCUCAGUGCUAACGGUGCAAAUACCAGCGCAGAAUAUACCUGUUAAUUUGACCAUGGAAGAAAGCAGAGCAUCUCCUCCAGAAUCUACUUCUAUCUCCUUGAAAACAUCUCUAAUCUGCACACAGCAGGUAGAGAAACUACAUCAGGCAUUUGACAUUUUAUUAACCUUUUUUAUUUUGGCCUGUGCUGUGAUCUUCUUUUUGAUCUACAAAAUCAUUCAGUUCAGACAGAAGCUCAAAGAGCAAAAUGACUCUGACAACGGAAUAGAAUACUAUGGCUUUUAUCAAGCUGGAAGCUACAGCAUAACGGAUCCAACUCAGCCUGUACCUCAGCACUCACUGGGAAGUUCAGAACUGGACCACGGUCAGCCUCCUAAACCAGCAGCACUUCAAAGCCAAGCACAGGUCAUCUUAUUUGAACAUUCUGCAUUGUAAUAGACUUGGCAGGGAUUUUUGUGGCUGCAUGUAUGAAGUCUAUAAACAACAGCAGUGUGAGAUAUUUUGUAGAUAAAAGUUCAACAACUGAUACGCGGUGGGGGGGGGAGGAAUCUAGACUGUCUUUUUCAAAUAUUGUCAUAUUUGCUGUCAUUCUAAUAGCUGCUUUUUUGUAUGAAACUUAAGUUUUGUG